CACCGGAUCAACGAUGAUGUGAUGUUUAACUACUGUAUUCAGACAGACUGUGUCCAUCUCAUAGACCCAAGUGGUGCCUUUGAAGAAAUACAUCUGACAACUACGUCUAAUCCAAACAACACGGAAUGCUUUCGGUUCAAUGAGAAUAACCCAAAGGGCAUUAUUCUGGCCUCUUUUUCCUACCAUGGCCAAAACUGCACAGACCCAUUUAUAUUUGAGAUGAAAGCAAACAAUACAGCAUCUACAAGCGUUUGCUUUUCUGCAGAAAUCCCGAGUUUGUGUGAUUGUGACGCCAUAUUGAACGCAACGAGAGAGACACCAACAACAAUAUCACCAGCUCCGACUCAUAGUACCUCAACUGCAUUGGUGGAUCAGACUGGCAAAAGAAGUUUUUUAAAGGCAAUGGAAUUGGUCAACUCUCUACAAAAUGAAAGCAUGAUCGCCGAGCAAGCAAGUAGGAUCAUACGUCUAAUAGCCCAAGAGCUCAACACUAGCUUUCAAGUAAACUUCACAGCACGGCCCGUAGAUAUCGUUGUCAUUCUACACGCGAUAGCUGCCAAGCUGAAAUCCCCAGAAAUUACCAUGCAACCAGAUUCAUUACGGACUUUUGCUUUGGCUGCAGACAUUCUUGCGGGUAGCAAAAGGGUAGAAGGCAACGAUGCCAGUCAGCAAGAUCUGUCAGAAGUGAUGUUGUCCCUGGAGGAAAUAGUUAAAGGAAGUUUAAACUCUUUGGAGGAGGAAAAAUCUGAAAUGUCAUUCACCAACUUGUUCGUUGGAAGAUACAUUGGCGUCGGAAAAAUAAGCUUCCCAGAUGGAGAAAUCUUGGAGACCCACGACUGGUCACCAAGCAUGGAGAAUCAGAUAGUCUUAACAUUAGAUCCCAAAGAAGGUACAAAAAAGGUCUCAUUUGUCAUAUUUCGCCAACGUGAAAACCAAAUAGUUCCAGAUAAAGGAAUACUUGGGAGUCCUUCCCAUGACAGAACUAUGAGUGUCGCCUCGAAUGUCGUUUCGGUGACAGCAUUGGAUGUAGCUGGAGAAAUAAAAGUUGAUUUGGUGUUUUCCGUACAAAAUCCCCAUCUCAACCAUUCUGUUUGUGCCUUUUUGGAUGCCUCUUUUGGAAAUGGAAAACACUGGUCCGAUGCAGGCUGCACAAUCACAGCCGAAAAUGUGACACACGUAACAUGUAGAUGCGUGCAUCUGACCAACUUUGCCAUACUGUUCCGCCCUGGAAGUAACAGACAAGCUGACCCUGCACUUUCAUGGAUGACUAAAAUAGGAGUCUACUUUUCAAUGGCUUGUUUGGCCACAGCUUGCCUGAUCUACUUUCUAGUUUGGAAGGAUGUAAAAGAUUGUCACACAAUUUUGCAUGUUAAUUUAUCAGCGUGCCUGAUAGUGAGCUACAUCAUUUUCGUGGCAGGUAGCGAAAGGAUUGAGAGCAGAUUGCUGUGCAAGUUUAUAGCUAUCCUCCUGCACUAUUGUUUCCUCGCCGUCUUCUUUUUAAUGUUGGCGGAGGGAGUACACAUUUUAAAAACUGUAGUUUUUGUUUUCAACAAUACUUCUGUGCUGAAAUAUUACAUAUCCGUGGCAUAUGGAGGACCUUUCAUAAUUGUGGCGGUGUCCCUUAUUGUUUCCGGAUCACAAGGCUAUGGGGAUCACACAACUUGCUGGUUGAGUCCUGAUCAAGGUCUUGUCUGGGCGUUCAUAGGACCUGUGAUUCUGAUAAUGGCAAUAAACUUCACAAUUCUUGCCAUCAUUGUUGUGACGUUAAUGAGGACCCGAACGCUAAGAGACACGUCACGAUUCGUCAAAGCAAAAAUAGCACUGCGAGCAAUCCUCAUCCUUAACGGUAUCUUGGGGAGCUCAUGGUCUAUGGGCAUCUUCACUCUCAUCAAUGAUUCCAUCAUACCGCAAUAUGUCUUUGUAGUGCUGAGUCUCUUACAGGGCGUCUCAAUCCUGUGCUUUCAGUGUUUGUUUAACCAUGAGGUCCGACAGGGAUUAAAAAAAAUAUUCUGCAAAAAAAAUAAUUCAAUUGACGUCGCUGUUCUGGGAUUGAGCUCUUUCUAAAAGCAAGAGUUUAACUUGAAAAACAUAAGAUGCCAAGAAUUCUUAUUUCUUUUAAAUAAUUUCCAGGAGUUCUUUUACCAAAUCCAAAUUUAGAUUAUAAAAGAACAACUUACUAAAACAUUAUUUGUUCGUUUUCAUAUAGUUUUAUUUUUGUUUGGACUAUAUUAAGUGUAUGGCCUCUCUACUGUCUAUGGUUUUUGUACUGCUGUACACAGCAAAAAUCUACACUAAGGCAAUUUUUGUACAUAUUAUAUCCAGCAACCGUCCAAUGUAAAGACCACUCUGAUCUAAAUUGUGUUCUAAAUAAAUACAUUAUGUUUGCAUGUAAUAUGUCGUUCAGUUUGGUUUAUUAGAAUAUACACUGAUCCA
Messenger RNA from Physella acuta, 2433 nucleotides. RefSeq names its product adhesion G protein-coupled receptor L4. The record is from RefSeq and is a predicted model, not a curated record. Gene Ontology annotation, molecular function: G protein-coupled receptor activity. Gene Ontology annotation, cellular component: plasma membrane. Gene Ontology annotation, biological process: G protein-coupled receptor signaling pathway; cell surface receptor signaling pathway. NCBI's taxonomy places the organism in Eukaryota, Metazoa, Mollusca, Gastropoda, Physidae.